Molecule: messenger RNA, 1749 nt
Organism: Zingiber officinale
Lineage: Eukaryota; Viridiplantae; Streptophyta; Magnoliopsida; Zingiberales; Zingiberaceae
Exons: 7
Coding region: 954-1658 (234 amino acids)
Source: RefSeq, a predicted model, not a curated record
UCCCGAUUUUCCUCAUCACCGCACAACCUCUCCCGAUCCCCUUCCCUUGCGUUGUCUUCUCAUCUCUCCCUCUCGCAACGGCGCACCGCGCUACCCUGAUUCGCACCCGACCGUCAGCCAGGCCGACUUUCUCCUCCCUCUCCUCCCUCAACGUCGGCCUCGACCAGGAGCCUAGCCGACUUGUCCAUCGCUGUCCCCUUUGAGCAGCCCUUUCCUUCCCCGACGCCAAUGCCACGAGGGAGCUGGUAGCCGACGGCCGAGCACCCCAUCUUCCUUGUCAUCGAUAUUGCACCACCGCCUCCUAUCGAUUCCCUCCCUCGAUCGUACGGUGCCACCCGAUUUCCGUCAGCCUUGUCGCGUGACACCUAUUGGCCGACGCCAUCGACGCCGCUGUUGAUGCUUGCUGCCAGUGGUGGUGGGAGCUGCUGUUGGCCCUCUUCGGCCGCGGGUAAAGUAGCCGCAGCCACCAGACUUUCUGCUCCGGUCAUUACUUUAUCUGUGGAGUUUUGCUAGAUCUUCUUGGAUCUAAUAUGAGGCAUCAGUGGUGAGUCUCCGACAGAAUCAAGUUGUUGGAUCAACCCUUGAAGCUCCACCAGGUUAUCUCUUUCCGGCAGCAACUUUCCCACCAGCGUGUCUUCAUUUGGGGCAUUUGGAAUUGGAGGUCAUGAUCAUAAGAGGCAAGGAUAAGGGUGAGACAGGUAUCAUCAAACGUGUCAUUAGAUGAUCUCAGAACAGAGUCAUUGUUGAAUCCAGGAACCAAAUCGCAUCUCUCUCCCAAGCUCGGAUGCCUGGAUAAUUCUUCUCCGACAGUAAAAAAGAAUGAACCAAAUGUGGUGGAAUGCUGUCCAACUUGACAAUAAUUCACUCGAUCCAGUAAACAUGCUUGGAGAAGCCGGGGCCAAACUGGAAGCAAAUUUUUGUAACCUCAGUGAAGUGGUGGUUGUGGUUUUACUAUGUUUGGUCCCUCAACUGUUCUCUCAACGGAAGGCAUGAAACAGUGGACAGAUCAGUCUAUUGGAUGGCAGGAUAUGAUGUAUGACUCACUUGACACAACAAAUAGUAUGAAGCAUUUAGUGGCAAGGCGGGAACCCCCUUGGAAGGUUGAUAGUGAAUCUUCUGGCAUUUCCACUAAGCUUAAACUUCUUGAAGAAGAAUUGGUUUACCUGGAAAAAGUCGGGACUGGAGAUUUGUCCAAAAUAACUUCAUUGAUGAGGAAGCAAGCAAAGAGAUAUCAAUCUCUUGCUGGAAAAGUUGAAGCUUUAUGUAGGAAAAUGAGAAUGAAUGAGCCCUGCGACCCGACCCUAACUCCAGAGUUCCGAACCCAACGACAGACUGAGUUCUUGCUCGAAGCAUUUCACCUGCAGAAUUGUGCAUCGGAAACAAGACAAAAGCUGAGUUCAGUGCAAGCAGAGUCAAUAAGAAGGCCAUUAGGAGAUGGGUUGACAGCAGAAGCUAAAUCAAGUGCAAGAAAAUCAUUGGACUCGGUGAGGAACAAGUUCAAGGAGAUUCAGAGGAGCUUAGAGAUUUGGUUAGCAAGAACCAUGGGGGAUUUGGAGGGGAUUCUGGCAAGAGAUGGCGCGAAAGAGAGUACUGCUUGUCGCAGUUCCCCUUUGUAUAUUGAGUUCCAUCAACCUUGUAUUUCUAGUUUGCUACUUUAGUUUUCUUUUCUGCCUCGUUAGUUUUGAGUUGUGCCUCGUUGCUACUUGCAAUAAUUAUUCAUCCUUAGAAAAUAAUAUCAUCCUUAUAUAA